AAAAAACAGUGCAAUAUAAUGAUUUAAUUUUGACCAAAAUAAUCUUUUUUCUUUAUCUUUAUUUUUUUUUUUUUUAUAUAUAUAUAUAUAUAAACAAUGUCCCAACAAGCUCGUGUGGAUAUCGUCACUGGUGUUUUAGGUAGAAACCAUCGUACUGUAGAGUUCCCCAAGAACAAUGGUAAACAAGAACUCAUGUCUGAAGUUUUCGGUAAAAACGUGUUUGGUACCAGAGAAAUGUCUGACAGACUUCCUAAGCCUGUCUUCAAGACUUUCUCCAGCCAACUCAAGGGUGGUCAAACCUUGGAUAAGGUCACUGCCGAUGCUAUUGCUCAUGCUGCCAAGGUUUGGGCUCUUGAGCGUGGUGCUACUCAUUUCACUCAUUGGUUCCAACCCUUGAAUGAUUCUACUGCUGAAAAGCACGAUUCUUUCCUCACCUUGAAGACUACCUUCUCUAACGGUCUUCCUGAUGUUACUGCACUUGAAACCUUCUCCGGAUCAGAAUUGUUACAAUCUGAACCUGAUGCUUCUUCUUUCCCCUCCGGUGGUAUGCGUACCACUUUUGAGGCUCGUGGUUAUACCGUCUGGGACACCAAGAGUCCCAUGUUCCUUCAAGAAGGUCCUCACGGAACCAUGGUUCUUUACAUUCCUUCCGUCUUUAUUUCCUAUAACGGUGAAGCUCUUGAUGAAAAGUCUGUUCUUUUGAGAUCUUCCUCUGUCAUCUCCAAGGUUGCAUUGGAAAUCCUUCAUCUUAUUGAGCCUAUUGAGGAUGAUGUUCCUCGCACCAAGGAGAUUUUCACCACUUUGGGAACAGAGCAAGAAUAUUUCUUGAUUGACAGAGCUCUCUAUGCUCUCCGUCCUGAUCUCAAGACUUGUGGUCGUACCUUGAUUGGUGGACUUCCCGCUCGUCAUCAACAACUUGAAGAUCAUUACUUUGGUAAGAUUCCUACUCGUGUCUUGGCUGCCAUGAGCGAAAUUGAGCUUGAAUUAGCCAAAUUGGGUGUCCCCAUCAAGACUCGUCAUAAUGAAGUUGCUCCUUGUCAAUUUGAGGCUGCUCCCAUCUUUGAGGAAGCUAUGCUUGCUGUCGAUCACAACUUAUUGACCAUGGAUAUCAUGCAUCGUGUUGCUCACAAGUACAAGCUCAAAUGUCUUUUCCACGAAAAGCCUUUUAAGGGUGUUAACGGUUCCGGUAAGCAUUGUAACUGGAGUUUAUCCACUGACCGUGGUGACAACCUUUUGAGUCCUACCUCUACUCCCGAAACCAACUACCGUUUCUUACUCUUCUUGGUUGCCUGUCUUAAGGGUGUUUAUGAUCACGGUGAUCUUCUCCGUGCCGGUGUUGCCUCUGCUUCCAACGACCAUCGUCUUGGUGCUCAAGAAGCUCCUCCCGGUAUUAUUUCUGCUUUCUUGGGUUCUGAAUUAAACGAAGUCUUGAACGCUAUUGAAGAAGGUCGUCCUGUCAACAAGGUUUUGGCUGGUACUGAAACCACUCACAUGCGUGUCACUGGUACCACUCUUGAUCUCAAGGUCGCUACUUUACCCAAGUUGAACCGUGAUAUGACUGAUCGUAACCGUACCUCUCCCUUCGCCUUCACUGGUAACAAGUUCGAGUUCCGUGCUGUUGGUUCCAAGCAAUCACCUUCUUUCCCCGUCACUAUUCUUAACUCUGCUAUUGCCUCUGCACUCAUGGAGAUCAGAGAUGAUCUUAAGAAGCAAAAGGGUGAUAAGGCUGUUGCCUCUGAUGAGGAUAUGCUCGUUGUUAUCCGCAAGUAUAUUACCCUUACCAAGAACAUUCGUUAUGAAGGUGAUAACUACUCUGAUGAGUGGGUUCAAGAAGCUGCCAAGCGUGGUCUUCCCAACAUUGUCAAGAGUCCUGAAGCUUUCCAACGUCUUUUGACUCCCAAGAACAAGGAGAUGUUCAUGCGUCUCGGUGUCUUUACCGAACCCGAAUUAGAGUCUCGUUAUCAUAUUUUGUCCGAGAAGUAUACCAAGGAAAUCCAUAUCGAAGCACAAACCCUUGUGGGUAUGCUUAUUGAACACGUUUUACCUGCUGCCUUCAGUUAUCGUCGUGAACUCUCUGAAUCUGCUGCUUUCAUGAAGCAAAUCAGUGCUGAAUCCGCACCCGAAAUGAAGUGGUUGUCUCAAUUAGCUCCUAUCUGUACUGGUCUUCAAGAUGCUGCUGAAAGCUUAGAAAGUGUCUUGGCUGAAGCUCAACAUAUUGAAGAAUCUUUUGCUGCUGCUGACCAUGCCUGUACCAAGGUGUCUCCUGUCAUCGAAAAGGCUCGUCUCUUGACUGAUCAAUUGGAAAAGCUCUGUGCUGAUAAGUACUGGCCUUUGCCCAAGUACCAUGAAUUGUUCUCUACUCUUUAAAUUUCUUUUCUCACUCUUUUAUCACUCAUUAAAAUAAAACAAAUCGCAUAUAUUUUGAAUCAACAAACAA
Molecule: messenger RNA, 2437 nt
Organism: Mucor mucedo
Lineage: Eukaryota; Fungi; Mucoromycota; Mucoromycetes; Mucorales; Mucoraceae
Exons: 4
Coding region: 97-2367 (756 amino acids)
Molecular function (GO): glutamine synthetase activity
Source: RefSeq, a predicted model, not a curated record